AUGAGCAUGCUUCCCAACAUAAACUCCAGGUUUCAAAAAGGGGUACAACAAUGUGCUGCUGAGUUCUUUCAGGAAUACUGUCGUUAUCUUGGCUAUAGAUUCAACGAGUGCCAAAACAAUGGUUUCAUUCCCCAGCACAUUGAUUUGUCAUAUUUGAAAACAUUUUUUUUCAAUCUGAGAAGUGAAAUACUUUGCUUGAAGUGUAACACUGUGAGCUGCAACUCUAGCAUGGAGACACUUCUUCUUCUUCACCUUGCCCAGGUAACAACCUACGUGUAGUAUAAUGAAGAAGUAGAAAAGAGAAGAUAUGUUAGGUCUCAGCAAAUGAUCACUGAUAUGGUGGCUUAUUUUCUGAAAAUACAUCUUGAAAGCAUGCUAAACAAUCAUGGUUAACAUACUGAUCACAUCUUGUUAAUUACUUGCCAAAUUAACCAUCACAGGGUCAAAAGUCAAUAAUGAAAGCCGCUUGGAAAAUACAGUGUUACUAUGAAAGCCACAAAACAUACAUAUAAGGCUGGUUUGUCACAAGAGAUCAAACACUUGCACUGUAAAGAAUGACUUCUCCUAACCUGGAGGUGUUACUGCUACUUUUCCAAAAAACUUUUUAGAAAAUAACAAAUAUAUAAGCCUAAGGGUGAAAAGAUAGGGAGAUUUCCAUUACUUUGUACUCCUUUGUACUUUCUUUUAAUUAUGAAUUAUACUGACUGAGGGGUUAAAAGGGAAAUGGGAAAAGUAGCAAGGAAAAUCAAUUGUUCUGCUAUUCAAAUGAUUUUAAUCACAUUUUCAUUAGGGAAGCAGUCUUCAGGAGCUUGUAAAGGCUCAUAGCCAACCAGUACAGCUGGAGACACCAUACAUGUGCUACAAGUAAGCUGUACAUGACUGUCACUUUCCUGCGUGUAACUAACAUGGAUCAAUAGUUGAUUAUUACAUGGGUUUCGUGGACCUGAGGCUUCAUUUCUUGUAAUAUCAUUGAUCUCGAAAUCCAUACAUUGCUAUCCUUUUGAAAGUCUCUACAGGGGGAUCAUGUGCUGCUGCUGAAAUAAUACUGGAAAAGUGAAUGAACAUUGGGAUUGGCUAUUGGCUUGCACACACUCAAUAUGUGAUAAAAUUGAUAACAUUAUGCAAAAAAGGAUGAGUACCAUUAUACUAGAACCGGGAAAAAAUGGAAACAAAACAGAUAAUUACAUUCCUAGGACAAUGAUGUGGAAAUACUCUUGCAAAGCCAAAAAAAAAAAAGAAAUACAUGACAAAUAGGAAUAAUAAAUGUACAAAAUAAGAAAAAAAAAUAAGGAUUAAAAUGAUGUUAAAUACAGAGUUGUAACACAAUAUUAACAUGCAAUUAUAAGAUAUCUUAUUUUUUAAAAUUUCUUCACUUAAAGAUUGGAAGCACGUCCUUUUUCACAAUUAUUUAAUAUUCUUUUACUAGCUGCAAAGAUCAAACUGAAGCUUGGAAGCGUUUGGUUAUUGGCAAAGUACCUAAUACCAUCUGUCUCCAACUCUUGCGUUUCAAUUCCAGUGGUGAUAAGAUCAAGCAAACAGUAAAGUAUGAUGAAACCCUCACACUUACUGAAGUAAGUGGGGCGGAUAAAUCAGGGUCAACAGGAAGUGCUUUAGUACCUUACGAGCUUGUCGCUGUUGUAGUGCACCUCGGAAAUAAUCUAUCUUCAGGUCACUAUGUCUGCUUCAUGAAAAGGAAUGGGUUGUGGUAUUGUGCUGAUGAUGCUCGUAUCAAAGAAUGCACUGCAUUUGAGGCCACUAGCCAACAAGCAUAUCUAUUAUUUUAUGAAAAGGCUGAUGCUUCUGAUGUCCCUGAGGUAGAAGUACCACACAACCUGAGUUCUUUUCCAUCAGCAACUGACAGCAAGCAAAAUCCUUCCAAGGAAAACAUGCAAAUCCAGCAAGCUACUCCACCAUCCUUUUACAUCACCGAACCAUGUUUUGAUGUGCAAACUGCAGCAGUUUGUAAAACUGCAAAAGGAAGCCCUGCACUACAGUACAUGUCAAUAUGUGACUCAGAAAAAGAGCAAGCUGAACUAAUUGUGACCAUGGGGCAUACCAUCCAAGACCAUCCCAGAACAAAAGGUUGGCAAGAGCAAGACCUACGUAGACUUUUGCCAGGACAAGAAGAGGAAGGAUCUUGGCUGAACAACUUUGUCCUUAAUAAGAUCUUCUUACUAAUAGAGGAGAAGGCCACAGCAGUUGGCAACAAGGUCAGGACCCUUAACUCAGACAUCUUCACAAGGAUGAUUACAUCUUCCACAGAGACAUUCAAAAAAUACAACUUUCACCAAUUGUAUCCUAACAUCUUUGAUUCAGAGGUCAUUCUCGCACCAUUCAACCAUGGUAGGCACUGGUGUCUGGUUGUUGUAAGCAUGAAAGAGAAGAUGUCCAUAUACUUGGACUCCCUAUAUAAUGGUGCAGGUGCAAAAAUGGCAUUUUCAAGAAUGAACAACUUUUUGACCUCCUCGGCUUCUAUUUUGGGAAGGAACUGGGACAUGCAUGACUGGAAAUAUUUCGCGAUUCCCUCCUCUGACAUACCACAGCAACUGAACAGUGAUGACUGUGGAGUAUUUGUAGCCAAAUGGGCACAGCACAUUUCUGUGGGUCUGCCACUUGAUUUUUUCUCACCCAGACAUAGUUAA
Porites lobata is the source of this 2642-nucleotide messenger RNA. The record is from the annotation of a GenBank genome assembly. NCBI's taxonomy places the organism in Eukaryota, Metazoa, Cnidaria, Anthozoa, Scleractinia, Poritidae.